This is a messenger RNA of Carlito syrichta (Philippine tarsier), 1295 nucleotides long. RefSeq names its product E3 ubiquitin-protein ligase MSL2-like. The annotation marks the transcript as partial. The transcript has a single exon. The record is from RefSeq and is a predicted model, not a curated record. Gene Ontology annotation, cellular component: MSL complex. Lineage: Eukaryota; Metazoa; Chordata; Mammalia; Primates; Tarsiidae. Gene Ontology annotation, molecular function: ubiquitin protein ligase activity.
CUUACUGCAGGAUCCCAUCGCACCCACCAACUCCACCUGCCAGCACUAUGUCUGCAAACCGUGUAAAGGCAAGAGGAUGAUGAUGAAGCCCUCGUGCAGCUGGUGCAAAGACUAUGAGCAGUUUGAGGAGAACAAGCAGUUGAGCAUCCUGGUGAACUGCUACAAAAAACUGUGUGAAUAUAUAACGCAGACUGCACUGGCCCGGGACAUCAUAGAAGCGGUCGACUGCUCUUCCGAUAUUUUGGCUUUGCUUAACGACGGGUCGUUCUUUGGUGAGGAGACAGAAAAGCCCUCCGACUCCUCCUUCACUUUGUGUUUGACACAUUCCCCUUUGCCUUCGACCUCAGAGCCCACGACUGAUCCUCAGGCUGGUUUGUCUCCGAUGUCUGAGAGCACCCUCAGCAUUGCCAUCGGCAGUUCUGUCAUCAAUGGCUUGCCUCCUUACAACGGGCUCUCGAUAGACAGGUUGGGCAUAAAUCUUCCUUCGCCUGAACAUUCAGACACGACUGAUGUGUGCAACACUGUUGACAUAAAAACUGAGGAUCUGUCGGACAGUCUGCCACCCGUGUGUGACACGGUCGCCACUGACUUGUGCUCCACAGGCAUUGAUAUCUGCAGUUUCAGUGAAGAUAUAAAACCGGGCGACUCGCUGUUACUGAGUGUUGAGGAAGUGCUCCGCAGUUUGGAAACUGUUUCAAAUACAGAGGUUUGUUGCCCUAAUUUGCAGCCGAACUUGGAAGCCACUGUAUCUAAUGGCCCUUUUCUGCAGCUUUCGUCCCAGUCUCUUAGCCAUAAUGUUUUUAUGUCCACCAGUCCUGCACUUCAUGGGUUAUCAUGUACAGCAGCAACUCCGAAGGUAGCAAAAUUGAAUAGAAAGCGAUCCAGAUCAGAAAGUGACAGCGAGAAAGUUCAGCCACUUCCCAUUUCUACCAUUAUCCGAGGCCCGACACUGGGAGCUUCUGCUCCUGUGACCGUGAAAAGGGAGAGCAAAAUUUCUCUGCAGCCUAUAGCGACUGUUCCCAAUGGAGGCGCAACACCCAAGAUCAGCAAAACUGUGCUUUUAUCUACUAAAAGCAUGAAGAAGAGUCAUGAACAUGGAUCCAAGAAAUCUCACUCUAAAACCAAGCCAGGUAUUCUAAAAAAAGACAAAGCAGUCAAGGAGAAGAUUCCUAGUCAUCAUUUUAUGCCAGGAAGUCCUACCAAGACUGUGUACAAAAAACCCCAGGAAAAAAAAGGGUGUAAAUGUGGGCGUGCUACUCAAAAUCCAAGUGUUCUUACAUGCCGAGGCCAACGCU